Messenger RNA from Xenopus laevis (African clawed frog), 4888 nucleotides. RefSeq names its product 5-oxoprolinase (gene oplah.L). Gene Ontology annotation, biological process: glutathione metabolic process. The coding region runs from base 165 to 4046 and encodes 1293 amino acids. The record is from RefSeq and is a predicted model, not a curated record. Gene Ontology annotation, molecular function: hydrolase activity; catalytic activity; 5-oxoprolinase (ATP-hydrolyzing) activity. NCBI's taxonomy places the organism in Eukaryota, Metazoa, Chordata, Amphibia, Anura, Pipidae. Gene Ontology annotation, cellular component: cytosol. The transcript has 27 exons.
GAUUUUUCUUUCUGAUUGGCGCAUUGCCCGAACUUCCGAUUGGCUGGCGGCAAUGACACUUCUCUAAAGCCGGAGCUGUGAUUGUUUAGUGGAGGGGGCGCUGCAUGAGGAGAAGGUGAGGCGAGGGACAGAAGCGCUUCGGGGAGCGCUCAUACGUCAGGAUUAUGUCGGACUCAGAUAAGUUCCAGUUUGCUAUAGACCGGGGGGGCACAUUCACAGAUGUCUUUGCACGAUGCCCCGGGGGGAAGAUUCGUGUUAUGAAGCUGCUGUCUGAGGACCCAGCAAAUUACCCUGAUGCCCCCACGGAGGGAAUCCGACGGAUACUGGAGGAGGAGACUGGAUGUUCAUUCCCACGGGAGCAGCCGCUGGACACAGGGAGGAUUGAGUGGAUCCGUAUGGGCACGACUGUGGCUACUAACGCUCUGCUGGAGAGGAAAGGAGAGAGAAUUGCUCUGCUCAUCACUAAGGGAUUCCGGGACCUGCUGCACAUUGGGAACCAAGCCCGGCCCAAGAUCUUUGACUUGGAGAUCCAGAUGCCGGAGGUGCUAUACGAGGAGGUGAUCGAGGUGGAGGAGAGAGUCGUUCUGAGGCAGGAAGGCUGCUGUCUCCCAAAGAGACCGUCUAUGGAGUCCUUUGUAGGUUCUACUGGGGAGUCCCUGGAGGUGUGGAAGCCAAUCGAUGUGAAAAGGCUGGAGAAUGACCUGCAGAAUGUACUUGCCCGGGGGAUCAGGAGCCUGGCUGUGGUCCUUAUGCAUUCUUACACGUGGUCUUCCCAUGAGCAUCAAAUUGGGGAAUUGGCGCGCUCCUUGGGGUUCACCCAUGUGUCUCUCUCAUCAGAAGUGAUGCCAAUGAUCCGCAUUGUGCCCCGAGGUUACACAGCCUGUGCCGAUGCCUAUCUCACCCCCUGCAUAAAAAGAUAUCUCAAUGGAUUCUGCAAUGGCUUCAAGAACCAACUGAAGGACUUGCAGGUCUUGUUCAUGCGUUCGGAUGGAGGCCUGACCCCCAUGCAGAGCUUCAGUGGCUCCCGUGCUAUUCUGUCGGGCCCCGCGGGAGGGGUUGUGGGAUACGCCAUCACCACGUAUCACCAGGACCACCCGCAGCCAGUCAUUGGCUUUGAUAUGGGAGGGACCUCCACAGACGUGAGCAGAUAUGCCGGCGAGUAUGAACAUGUGUUUGAAGCCACAACAGCAGGAAUCAGCAUCCAGGCCCCACAACUUGAUGUGAAUACGGUGGCAGCCGGAGGGGGCUCUAUGCUCUUCUUCAGAUCAGGUCUGUUUAUGGUGGGACCAGAUUCUGCAGGAGCCCACCCCGGCCCAGCCUGCUACAGGAAAGGAGGGCCACUCACUGUGACUGACGCCAAUCUCUGCCUGGGCCGACUCCUUCCCGACUACUUUCCCCGGAUUUUUGGUCCAUCAGAAGACCAGCCGCUGUCUCAGGAGGACACGCUGCACAAGUUCCAGAAGCUGACUGCUGAGAUUAACCACUUCCAGGCUGGGAGAGCAGGUUCUGGUGCCUCAUUGAGUGUGGAGGAAGUUGCUAUGGGAUUCAUCAGAGUGGCCAAUGAAGCUAUGUGCCGGCCAAUCAGAUCGCUCACUCAGGCAAAGGGCCAUGACACUUCGCGCCAUGUGCUGGCUUGCUUUGGGGGUGCAGGGGGGCAGCAUGCCUGUGCCAUCGCUCGCUCACUGGGCAUGAAAACUGUAUUCAUCCACAAGUAUGGUGGGGUUCUGUCUGCUUUUGGCAUGGCAUUGGCUGAUGUAGUCCAUGAGGCACAGGAACCCUGCUCUAUGGUUUACAAACCAGAAUCCUUCUCCCUGCUGGAGGAACACAUUGUAGCCCUGGAGAGGCAGUGCAUAGAGGCCCUGCAGGAACAAGGCUUCCACAGGUCCCAGAUUGACACAGAGCCGUUCCUGCACCUUCGCUAUGAGAGAACAGACUGCGCCCUCAUGUGCUCUAACCGGGGGUACCCAACUGCCCCGGACUCCUGCCACGUGGGGAACUUUAAACAGGCGUUCACUGACAGGUACCUGAAGGAGUUUGGAUUCACCAUCCCCUCGCGCUCCAUUGUGGUGGACGACAUCCGAGUACGAGGGACGGGCAGCACCGGAAUCCGCUGUGAGGUUGCCAUUCAGCCAAGUGGGCAGCCUGCCCGAGUGGAGACAGUCACCAGAUGCUACUUUGAGGAUGGAUAUUAUGACACAAACGUGUACCUCCUGCAGGACCUUUCCUCCGACCAUUCCAUAACAGGACCCGCCAUUAUCAUAGACAAGAACAGUACUAUCCUGGUGGAACCUGAUUGCACGGCCUCUAUAACUGAAUAUGGAGAUGUCCGGAUAUCAGUUGGAAGCGGAAAGCAGAGGGUGAUCGGCACUGACUUGGACACAAUCCAGCUUUCCAUCUUCUCCCAUCGAUUCAUGAGCAUUGCAGAGCAGAUGGGUCGUAUCCUGCAGAGAACAGCGAUUUCCACUAACAUCAAAGAACGACUAGACUUCUCCUGUGCUUUGUUUGGCCCUGAUGGGGGCUUGGUCUCUAAUGCUCCCCAUAUACCCGUCCAUCUGGGUGCCAUGCAGGAGACAGUCCAGUUCCAGAUCAGGAACCUGAAGGAUGAUCUGAAGGAAGGAGAUGUCAUACUGAGUAAUCACCCAUGUGCUGGGGGAAGCCACCUGCCAGACCUCACGGUUAUUACCCCUGUGUUCCGGGUGGAGGCCCCACGCCCAGUUUUCUUUGUGGCAUCCAGAGGUCACCACGCUGACAUUGGUGGUAUUACACCAGGCUCCAUGCCACCCCACUCCAAGAUCCUGCAGGAUGAGGGGGCAGUGUUCACCUCAUUCAAACUGGUGCGAGAAGGAAAAUUCCAGGAGGAAGCAGUUGCUGAGGCUCUUAUGGCUCCAGGUCUGAUCCCGGGCGGCAGUGGGACCCGUAAUCUCCAUGACAACCUGUCUGACCUGCGGGCACAAGUAGCUGCCAAUCAGAAAGGCAUUCAGCUGGUGAAUGAGCUGAUCGAUGUGUAUGGGCUGCAGGUGGUACAGGCCUACAUGGCGCACAUUCAGGCUAAUGCCGAGGUGGCUGUGAGGAACAUGCUGAGAGACUUUGCUGAGUGCUGGGAGAGCCAGAAGGGGGCGCUAGAGGUGGAGUCUGUGGAUUACAUGGAUGAUGGCUCGCCAAUUAAACUGAAAGUGCAGAUAAAUAAGCAGGAGGGCAGUGCGGUCUUUGAUUUCACUGGAUCUGGAUAUGAGGUUUAUGGGAACUGCAAUGCCCCACGUGCAAUUACCCUUUCUGCUCUCAUUUAUUGCCUUCGCUGCAUGGUGGGCCAGGAUAUCCCUCUUAAUCAGGGCUGCCUUGUUCCCAUCCAGGCUGUAAUUCCCAAAGGAUCCAUCCUGGACCCCUCUCCUGGUGCGGCUGUGGUUGGGGGUAAUGUGCUGACGUCACAAAGGAUCGUUGAUGUCAUUUUCAAGGCCUUUGAAGUCUGUGCAGCAUCUCAGGGCUGUAUGAAUAAUAUAACUUUUGGAAACAAGACUACUGGUUACUACGAGACAGUAGCUGGCGGUGCAGGGGCGGGCCCUCACUGGGACGGGCGAAGUGGAAUCCACACUCACAUGACCAACACCCGCAUCACCGACCCCGAGAUCUUGGAGAAACGAUACCCAGUUGUGCUGAAGAGCUUUGAGUUAUCCCCUGGUACCGGUGGGACAGGAAAGUUCCAUGGAGGAGAUGGAGUGAUCCGAGAGCUGCUGUUUAGAGAAGACAUUGUUUUAUCUGUGUUGACGGAGCGCCGAGUGUUCCGACCCUAUGGGUUACAGGGGGGAUCUAGUGGGGCCCCCGGACUCAACCUGUUGCACAGAAAGGAUGGAACAACCAUUAACCUCGGAGGCAAAACAUCAGUGAAUGUUCAGCCGGGGGACACGUUCAGCCUUCAUACCCCAGGCGGUGGGGGGUUUGGGCUUCAGGAGGGGAACCAAAGGGCCCCUGUUCCCGUGAAGGUUCUGAGUGGUGGCUUUGCUGAGCGUGGGAGUGUGUUUGAGUUCCGCAGAGCUCAGGAAACUGUUUGACACUGGUUGUGCCCCUGUCCCUCCAUCUCUGAUCUGCUGAAUGUGGAAGAGUUGAACCAAGGACAUGAUUGGUACAUUAGAGGAAAGAAUCUCAAAAGGAUUUGCCCCUACAGUGACCAUAUAGGACCAAGAUCUUAAUCCAAAUUAUUUAGAAUUUCACUGCCAUGCAAUCACUUAGGCUUCUGCGGAUCCCCCCUUAUCCAAGAUCCCAGCUCAGGAGCAGCAGGUUAUUAUACAAAUCCCCUCCAGCCGAUGGGUCAGCUCUUACACUAUCGCUUGGUUAAUGUGGCAGAAGCUGGGGGACAAGGAGCAUCAAGGACACCCCACUAGAUCCCUCACAACAGUUGUGAGCCCCCAACAUUAUAUAUGUAAUGUAGGACUGUCAAUCUUAAGGCCCUUCACCUAUUGAUUAAUCAGGGGUCUCCUGUUAAGCAAAGACCCCAGGAUGCAGUUUUUGCUGUGUGGUUGGUGGCCACCAUGAUUGCUUGCCUUCCAAUCCACUGCUUUUAGGAGGUGAUCACAGACCAGAAGCAAAUAACACUGAUGGCGAUCACAUAUGGUCAAGAUCUGUAUGGAGAGCAUGACUGGGGGUAGAGGGGGGCAGUACAGGGCGGGGGCCUAAUUGAUAUAAAGUCACAUGUUGUCCAACCUGUAGGCCUCUGGUUCUAAACAACUAAAGUUCUGCUGCGUUCCUCUCACCCUUAUUCUGCCAUACCCCUCUGUCCCACAACUGCUGCUCUAGGGGGGGGCAUCAUUUGUUCCCAAGUCAGUCCUGUUUGGACCAAAUGAAUCCUUGGAGCUGCCAUAGCUGUUGGCUGUAGACAAUAAAGAGUUUUAGAUCA